GGUGGUUGGGUGUAUUCGCUGGUGAUCCGACCCGGAAAUUACCCUAAAUGGCCCAGGCAAGUGUGGCAUCGAGCAAGACGAAACUGAUACCACAAGUAGCAAAAACCCCAUAAAAACGAGGAUUCGAGAGAGAAGCAAAACCUGCUGAAUCGGCGGCGAUUCGCGAGUUCCUGAGCAACGAACGAACGAUGCAACCACUGAGGGACGAAGACUCGUCUUCGAUUCAUCACGACUCUAAAAACUCUUCUAUCCCUUCCGGUGAUACUUCCGUCUGGGCCGAUGUCUCGCCUCUCCUCUCCGCCGCCUGCACUGAUCUUCAAGAAGGCCAACUCAUUAAUGGAGAUAAUUUCAAUCUUUUUGCUGCCAUGUCUGCUUUGGAGAUUAUGGACCCAAAGAUGAAUUCUGGAAUGGUGUCUACAUUUUAUUCUAUAGAUGAAGCCAUCGAAAGCGGUUUUGCUCCCGUCCCUGUAAGCUCUGAUAGUACUGUUAAUGUGCAAUCCAUUAUUGACAUUAUGGAUCAUCUUCUGGCGUGCGAGGCAACGUGGCACAUGGGUCAUUCGCUGGCCCAAACUGUGUUUUCAUGCAUCUAUGUUCUGAGGCCUGAAAGGACAUCUUCACAGGCUCUAUUGCAUUCUUAUUGUAGGGUCAUCCGAGCAACUUGCAGGGCAGUUGUUUCUGUUGUUUCAGAUGCACGUACAAAUGAAGAAGAGGAUCUUUUUACCAUGACAUAUGGUCUUCCUUUUAGUGGAGAUGAAGAUGCCAAGGGCUUGUUACUCUUAAAUGCGGUCGAAGAAACGAUCUGUCGUCAGCUGCGUGCUUGUAAGGCUACAAGAAGGAGAGUGUUGGAAGAUGCAGAAUUGGAACGUCUACAAACUAAUCCCCAUCUGGAAGAGAGUUUUUGCAAAGCUCUGUUAUGCCGGAUACGUUUCCGUAAGCAUUUUCUACACGCUCUUAAUUGCAUGAGACGGCCACAAGGACGAGGCCUUGAAUUGGCAAGGAAACACAUAGCCUAUUGCAUAUCAGAGCUAGAUUCUGCUCUGGAGUCUGCGGAAUUCCUAAGAUUAGAUAUUGUUGAAAAUGGCCAAAGCGAGAUAGACGAAAGUACAACUGCAUCAGGUCGUUCCCCAAUUGGAUUUGAUCCUACUUUAAACAAAAGAUUAUCAGCUCCAACCCCUCCGCGUGCUAUUAAACUUCUUUCUUGGAAAAAGGCUAUUGACUAUUAUGUGAAACUUCUUCACAAUCUGGAUCAGAUCUGUGUAUUCUCAUUGGAACCAGAUUUAGAUGUCGUCUUGCAGUUUGUGAUUCAGUUUCAAAAAUCUCGUCCUGAUUUGGUUGCUAGGGCUCAUCUUCAGCUUCUCCUUGUGCAAGAUGGGAAACUUUACGGCCGUGAUACCUUUUUGACUAUCUGUGCCAGAUCUCUUGCAUUGGAUGUCUCGAAGAACCAUGGCCUUCAUACAAAUGAGUACAUUCUUCAACUUAAUCAGUUGAUGAUUAAUCUACUGAAAAUACUAUGUGCUAAUACCCCAUGGCAGAGACGUAAGCUUGGGAAAAUCUUAAACGACUGGCGUGUAUUCCAUGUGCAGAUGGGUAUUACUGUUGGUCAAAUGUUGCAGCAAGAUUCAUCACGGGCUUCAAAAAAUGGGGAUAAGUCUGUCGUCAUUUUAAAUCAUAUAUAUGGUUGGUUAGAUGAGCAAAUUAACUGGGUGGCCAUUCGCUUUCUCAUGCUGGGGUUUGACCUAGACCUCUACUCUUCAAGUGAGUAUUGCAUGGUAUACUGGUACAUGUAUAUUAUACUCUGGAAGCUUGCUGAAAGAGCACGUUUCAGGGUCUUAAUCGUUGUUAACACUGAGGAAAGAAAAGCAAAGAGGAAUAAGGAAUAUUCUAGGGACAUGGCUCGGGAAGAUCGGAUUAGUCUAUGGGUAUUGUUUCUCCAGUGUCAGACUUGCCUUGCACAGGGCCUCGCUGUGAUGAUUGCUGCUUUGAGAAAUGAAGGGAUGUGUUUAAAGAGUCAAGGACCUUUUAAUACCGAAAAUGAGAAAUUUAUCCAGCAUUUUGAACUCCUCCAGAAGGCAUCGCUUCCCGAAUAUGACGCAUAUGAAUCAUUCUCAGGAUCUACAUCUCAGGCUCGUCUUGACUAUCUUCCUAUGUAUGAGUACUUUCAUGAUGCUCAAAAGCUCGCUAAGGACAUAAAAGUUGGUUAUGCCAACAAUCCUGAUAAAUUGGCUGAAGUACGGGGAUUAGAGCAAGUCGCAGAACGCAAUAUUGUCGCUGUGAACCUUUUCUGUCAAGACCGUUCGCUUAAGGUGUCGUUCGAGUUCACACACCAUCCUUAUUUCGCCACUGCUGUUGUCCGUAGAACGUGAAACUCGUUGCUUUUGUUACUAACUAAAUUUCAAUUUGGGGACAGACCCUAUCUAGUUUUGGAAACAAGUUCGCUAAAAUUAGUUUUCUCUUAGUUUUCGUCAUGCUUUUCCUCCGAUCUUUUUAUUUCCUUGUUCAUAUAAAAUUUUGUUGUUCUAAGAAAUUUAAUUAUUAUAUAUCUUCUUUGUGCUUGUUAGAGAA
Messenger RNA from Camelina sativa (false flax), 2562 nucleotides. Lineage: Eukaryota; Viridiplantae; Streptophyta; Magnoliopsida; Brassicales; Brassicaceae. The record is from RefSeq and is a predicted model, not a curated record.